Messenger RNA from Knipowitschia caucasica, 1689 nucleotides. The record is from the annotation of a GenBank genome assembly. Lineage: Eukaryota; Metazoa; Chordata; Actinopteri; Gobiiformes; Gobiidae.
AUGAAUCGAAAAGAACGCCGUCAACUCCGCCGGGCCGUGGAACGAGAGCAGGAGCGGUCCCUGACAAACAUGGAGGACGCUGGAGAGGAGGUUCAGGCGGAGGCGGGUCCGUCCACUUCAAACAUGGAGUCACAAGACCUGCUAAAACUGCGAGCCCGAAUGGAGUAUGAGGACAAGUACAGAGCCCAUUUCUAUAUCGCGACACUGACGUCAGAGCACGAAGAAAAAAUGAAAGAGAAAGACGCCAUAAUCCAACGUUUGAGAAAGGAGAAGAGUAAUGUGUACAGUGGCCUUCAGGAAAAGGCCCGGCAGUCGGUGCGGGACGAGAUUGAACACCAAACUACUGCCAACUCUUUCCUCCGCGGACAAGUGGAAAAUAUAAAGACGCAGAACCAGGUAAAUGUCCAGCCUCUCCUGGAGCAGAUCGCUAUUUUGAAACAGGAUCUGAAAAAGGAGCAGGAGGAGAAAGAAAGCCUGAAGUCCUCCUUAGAGACCAGUGAGGCGGCCACUGCAGCAGUUCUGGAGAUAUCAGCCGAACAGCUGGACAAACAGAAGAAUGAGCUGGAUAGUGAAGUCUCGUCUCUGAAAAAGGCUUUGGACAAUGAGAAGAAAAAGGUGGAAGCACUGGAGAGAGAGAGACAGCAGCUGACAACAGAGGUGUCAGGCCUGAAGCGAGCUCUUAGGGAUUAUCAAAACGUGGAGCAGGAGAAGGUCGGCCUACAGUCUACUGUCAAAGACCUGAGGUCAAACCUGAGCCAAGAGAAGAGAGUCACUGAGACCCUCCGCUCAAAAGUGAAUGAGCUGAGCCACAAAACACAGGAGCAGGAGGAGACAAGUCGGGCAUUGAACCAGAAACUCGAAACAGUGACAAACGUUUUCAGGGCUGCAAUCCAGAGAUGCCAAACUGCCAUGAAUUCUGCGGUGGCUCAGAAAGACCACCUUGCAACAAUAGUGGACAAUACAAACAAGGAAAUGGAGGCCCUGAAACUCAAGCACUCAGAGGAGGUGAGUUCAGAGCAGGAGCAGAGGAGACUCCUGCAGGAGAAGAUCCAGGAGCUGUCGGAGGCUCUGAGCGCCUCAGACCAGAACAACACAGACCUGGAGAAGCAGAGACUGGAGCUGCAGGAGGCUCUCAGAGAAAAGGAGCAGGACCUGAAGGAGGCUCUCAGAGAAAAGGAGCAGGACCUGAAGGAGGCUCUCAGAGAAAAGGAGCAGGACCUGAAGGAGGCUCUCAGCGAAAAGGAGAAAGAGAAGCAGGAGGCUCUCAGAGAAAAGGAGGAGGAGAAGCAGGAGGCUCUCAGAGAAAAGGAGCAGGACCUGAAGGAGGCUCUCAGCGAAAAGGAGAAAGAGAAGCAGGAUGCUCUCAGAGAAAAGGAGGAGGAGCUGCAGAGUCUGAAGAGGAGGGAGAAGGAGGUGGUUCUGCUGUGGCUUUUAAGCAAAAGUCGAGGUGUUAGAGGUCCAGGCUCUAACAUGGACCAGGACACAGUGGGGGGACUGGGGACUGGGGACUGGGUUCGGGCCGAUCCUGUUUCUCACAGGCCCACGGGCCCCGCUGUGAGGGGACAGUACUCAGAACAGAGCUGCAUGGAGCUCCAGCGGCUGCAAAGAAUCCAAAACAGGCCCAUCCUCUGGAGAGAAGAGAUCUGGUUUAGUUUGUCAGAAAAUGGGUUUGUAAAUGUUCAAUCAUAG